GCACAUUUACUACACUCUGCAGCUCCUUUUAAAGCAUUUAUUUCUAUAUUUUAUGUUCAAAACCUCAUGGAUCCAACCCACACUUUAGAUUCUCCCAUAUGUACAGCUUGUUCAUGAGAGAGAGAGAAAUACAGAAGGGGUCUCACCCUUUUCCUUCCUUUCUUGAGCUCUCAAAGUCAAAAACUAAGCAGUAACAAAAGCUGAGGCGUCUGUUAAUUCUGACUCUGCGACGGAGGCCCACAGUUGAAGAAGAAGAUGAUGAUUCCUGAAUUCACAUGUUGAUGUAAGAGAAGCAAAAACAGGACUGCCCCCUCCCGUCCCCUCUCUCUCUCAUUCAAAAGUCUUUUUUACUGUUGCAUUCAUCUUCUGAUUAUGAUGAGUGCUCCUGUCACAAUCAUCCACUCCAAACCUCAGUUCCAUUCUGAUCUUUUCAAACUCACUGAAAAAUAUGGUAUGGCUACUUCCUCUGCUUCCGCUCUCACCCAUCUAACGACGCCUUCAUAAAAAAAAGAAAAGAAAAAGAAAAAGAAAAAAAGACAACCCAUAUUUGUUUUGUUUGUUUUGGGGGGGCCCUCCGCAUUCAUUUGCGGAACAUGGAUGCUGAGCAAAUCUCCACCGUCGAUCUCACCAUCAAGAUUGCGGCGGCGGACGCAACAGAAAAUUCAUCUCCGUACACCUCGCCGCUGGUGUCCCCACCCUCGUCGGCAUUCGUGUCGGCGCUGCAGUCCCCUUACAUCUCCCCGAGGGCCAACUCCGACGACGUCCCCACUCCGGCCACCACGCUCACCCACCCCUCCCCGCCGGUGUCGUACAGCGGCUCCCAGUCUGACGACGUCCCGAGCACCUCCUACACCCCACCGCCGGAGAAGCUCAAGAUAGUCACGUGCGCGGCGGAGGCGGCGCCGAGGAUAUCCUUCUCGUUUCCCAUCCCGCGCAUCUCAUUCGCCAAGGGCUCCGCGUCGCCGGCCGGCGGCGGCGGCGGCCUCGCGAAGCUCCGGAGCUGCGACGUGUAUAUAGGUUUCCACGGUCAGAAUCCGAAUCUGGUGAGGUUCUGCAAGUGGCUCAAGUCGGAGCUGGAGGUGCAGGGCAUCGCCUCCUUCACGGCGGACAGGGCCAAAUACGCCGAUAGUCAGAGCCACGAGAUUGCAGACAGGGUCAUCUGCUCCGUCGCAUUCGGCGUCGUGAUCAUCACGGAUUACACGCUGCUCAACCACCUGAGCUUGGAGGAGAUCAGAUUCUUCGCUCAGAAGAAGAAUCUCAUCCCUCUCUUCUUCGACACGGAUGCCAAAGAGAUCGCUAGUCUCUUCAACCCCCACGCCGACGGCAACAAGGAGUGUAAGGAGGCACUGGAUGGGCUGAUGAGAUGCCACGACUUUAAACUCGAGACCAAUGAGGGUAAUUGGAGGAGCUGCGUUUCCAAAGCCGUCGGGAUUCUGAGGGGGAAGCUGGGGAGGAAGAGCGUUGCCGACAGGGAAUCAGAUGUUUGCGAGGAGCUGCCGUUUCCGAGAAACAACUUCUUUGUCGGGAGAGAGACCGAGCUUCUGGACAUUGAGACUGCCUUGUUUGGGUGUUGGGAGCAAGAAUGUGAAGCCCAAGGUAGAGGAAACAAGUACAUUAGUUUGGAGGUUGGGAGGUGUAAGGAGCCCAAUUUGGAGGCGUGGGUUGAAGUCGAGCCAACUCCAGUGAAGAGUGCCAAGCACAAGAAGGCCAAGGGCGGCAACGUUGUGUGCAUAACCGGAUCGCCGGGAGUAGGGAAAACGGAGUUGGCGUUGGAGUUUGCUUAUCGCUACUCGCAGAGGUACAAGAUGGUGCUGUGGGUUAGAGGCGAGGCGCGGUAUUUCAGGCAGAAUAUACUUAACAUAUCUGUGAAUAUGGGGUUGGAUGUGAGUGCGGAUGAGGAGAAGGAGAGAGGGAGGAUGCGGAGCUUCGACGAGCAGGAGUCGGAGGCGUUCAAGAGGGUGAAGAGGGAGCUGUUUAGAGACAUGCCUUAUUUGCUGAUUAUUGAUAAUCUUGAAACAGAGAGGGAAUGGUGGGAGGGCAAGGAUCUCCAUGACUUGAUCCCGAGGAACACCGGAGGCACUCAUGUCAUCAUCACCACGAGGCUGUCGAGGGUGAUGAGCUUCGACACGGUGCAACUGCACACGCUGCCCCAGCCCGAUGCAUUGGCGUUGCUGAGAGGGAGGCGGAGGAGGGAGUACCCGGCUGCAGAGCUCGAGUUUCUUGAGAAAUUUGGUGAGAAACUUGGGAGGUCCAGUUUUGGGUUGUGGGUUGUGGGGUGCCUGCUUUCUGAACUCGGGAUUUCACCGUCGAGUCUGUUCGAGGCGCUGAAUGAGGCCGAGCACGAUGAGGAGGCGGCCGGAUGCUCCGGCUUGAGCAGUGAAGAGCAGCAGUUUUGUACAACUAGCCCUUUCCUGAUCAAGGUCUUGUCGUUCUGUGCUGCUGUUUUGCAGCAAACCAAGGGGAACCGGAACCUCCUCGCUUCGAGAAUGCUUCAGGCGGGGGCGUGGUUCGCCCCCGCGCCCAUCCCAGCGAAUUUGCUAGCUGCGGCCGCCAACAAUGUGGCAUCAACGAGGAAUAAGCUGAGGAAAUGGACAAGAUGUCUGAAGCUCGCCCUGGGCUGCUGCUCGGGCUGUGUGUCGAGCCAGAAGGGCGAGGAGGAGGCCGCCCUUCUGUUGGUCCGGCUCGGCUUGGCUUGGAAGGUUAACCGGCAGCCGGGCUGCUGGAUUCAGUUCCACGCCAUCACACAGAUAUUUGCAAGAUGGAAAUACGGGUUGGGUGCAGCUAAGGCCACGGUUCAAGGAGUGAGGAAGCUCGGGAACCCGUUGGCGACAUCCGACCACCUCUGGGCGUCGGCCUUCCUCGUCUUCGGGUUCAAAUCCGAGCCCCCAUUGGUGCAGCUCAAGGCCAUCGACAUGGUGCUCUUCAUCAAGAGAACAGCUUUGCCUCUAGCCAUAGGAGCCUUCUCGACCUUCUCGAGGUGCAACUCGGCCUUAGAGCUCCUGAAGGUGUGCACGAACGUGCUGGAGGAGGUCGAGAAGUCUUUCGUGUCGCAGAUCCAAGACUGGUGCCACGGCUCCCUGUGCUGGAAGAAGGCCCUGCAGUCGAACCAGAGGGUGGACGAGUAUGUAUGGCAGGAAGUGACGCUGCUCAAGGCCGCCCUGCUGGAGACGAGGGCGAGGCUGCUGCUGAGAGGCGGCCACUUCGACAGCGGGGAGGAGCUGUGCCGGACGUGCAUCAGCAUCAGGACGGUGAUGCUCGGCCACAACCACGCGCAGACGCUGGCGGCACAGGAGACGUUGGCCAAGUUGGUGAGGAUGAGGAGCAAGAUAUGAACAUUGUUUUGGUGGCAACCUCAGUUUUGUUCACAAUGUAUUUGUUUCUUGCUUCUGUUGCUACUUACUUAGGUUAAAAAAUUUACAGAUUCUUUUUGGAAUCGCACUUUGUGUUGUUCAUCACUGUUUUUCCACGUAUAGCUAGAAGCUCGAUCGCACAAGUUGAUCCAUUAGUUACUUGAUUGACUUCUGCCGAUGAAAUUUUGGACUAUAAACUGAUUUUAGACUCGAAUUUA
This is a messenger RNA of Salvia miltiorrhiza (redroot sage), 3568 nucleotides long. RefSeq lists its product as uncharacterized. NCBI's taxonomy places the organism in Eukaryota, Viridiplantae, Streptophyta, Magnoliopsida, Lamiales, Lamiaceae. Gene Ontology annotation, molecular function: ATP hydrolysis activity; ADP binding. The record is from RefSeq and is a predicted model, not a curated record. The coding region runs from base 594 to 3332 and encodes 912 amino acids. The transcript is spliced from 2 exons. Gene Ontology annotation, biological process: recombinational repair.